AUGAAUUGGCGGCUACUUGAAAAAGAAAUAUACUUUGGCCACAGUUACGUCGUGUAUCAAGUGACGGUGGCCGACGACCGACAGGCUCAGCAGGUUUACGCGUUGGAAAACCAGAUGGGGUUGGACAUGUGGUCGUAUGCCAUGCCCUCCCGUCCAGGUUUAGUGCUCGUUCCUGGAUCGAAACGCCAACUAUUCCAGCAGGCGGUGCUCUCUCUCGGGGCGAAGUAUGAAAUCCAAACCGAAAACGUCAAGGAAUCUCUUGAAAUGGAGGAUCGACUUCUAGCCGCUGCUGCUGAACGCAGUAACAGAGCCAAUGGUAGUCUCUCAUUUGACACGAUCCACCGUUACGAAGUGGUGGAUGCAUAUCUUGUGGAACUAGCUGCGAAAUAUCCAACAGUGACUGUUGCAUCGGCUGGCAGAAGUUUCGAAGGUCGCGAUAUUAAAUAUUUGAAAAUAUCAACCACCAAUUUCGAAGAUUCCUCGAAACCCGUUAUUAUGAUCCAGUCCUUGUUGCAUGGCCGUGAAUGGGUGACCUUGCCUUCAUCUCUUUACGCCAUUAAGAAGUUAGUGAUUGACGUCACUGACAGGGACCUAGUCGAUAAAAUCGAUUGGAUAAUCUUGCCGAUCUCCAACCCUGAUGGGUACGAAUUCACCCACACCAACACUCGUUUCUGGAGGAAGAACCGUUCGACCGGCCACAUGGUGGGCAACUUCUGCCUCGGCGUCGACCUCAACCGCAACUUCGACAUCAACUGGGGCCAGUGGUCCAGCAGCAACGCCUGCUCCGAGACCUUCCACGGCAGGGGGCCCUUCUCCGAGCCCGAGAGCGUCGCGGUGCGCAACAUCGUGCGGGAGAACGUGAACCGUCUCGAGCUGUACAUCGACAUCCACAGCUUCGGCAGCCUGAUCCUCUUCGGUUACGGGAACGGCAUACUCCCGCCGAACGGCCUCACCCUGAACGUGGUCGGUGUGCGGAUGGCGACGGCGAUCGACCGCGUGAAAUGGGCUUCCAAGCCCAACUACCGUGUCGGAAACUCCGCCAUGCUCCUCUACCCGACGUCUGGAACCACUCAGGACUACGUCCAAGCGGUCGGUGUUCCACUCGCUUACACUUACGAGCUGCCGGCGUACAGGAAUCAAGGCAACAGUAUCAACGGCUUCCUAGUGGACCCCGAUUUUAUCGAGCAAGCCGGGUACGAGACCUGGGAAGGUAUUAAGGCUGGAGCGGGCUUCGUGCUGGAAUAUUUCAGAAGCAACAAAGCGGCCCGU
Molecule: messenger RNA, 1269 nt
Organism: Iphiclides podalirius (scarce swallowtail)
Lineage: Eukaryota; Metazoa; Arthropoda; Insecta; Lepidoptera; Papilionidae
Source: the annotation of a GenBank genome assembly